AUGAAUCAGAAUUUCGAUUUUGGGUCGACAACACCUUCGACUGCCACGUCGACGACUUCUUCAACACAACCCGAGGGAAAUGAUCAUUUACAGGUUGGCAAAAAAAUAAUGUUGAUAAUUUUAAAAAGGUAUUGAUUUUCAGAGGUUGGCUGCGAUGACACAAGGAGUUGGAAAAGAGGAUCCGGAAUCAUCGAGUGUGACAUCAGCUGAAGCUGCAUUAUAUCCAGGUUAGUGGGGUUCAAUUUUUCUUAAAAUUGCUCUAGUUUGAAAAAACUUAGUGAGUAGGACUUCAAAAAUUCAAAAACAAAUCUUUUGAAAAACAUCUGAUAUAAUAUUUUGAAAAAGUUCAAUUUUCAGCCGCUUACAUGCAAGGUUAUGGCUGGCCUAACUACUAUGGUCAAUUUGGUCAAUCACUAGCUCCGCCAGGUUUUCCAACAUGGCCAAAUUGCUAUCCAAACGCAGCUUGGCCAAAUUACGGUAAGUCUCAUCACUCCCAGAAUCCCCAAAAUAUUCCAAGCAGAUUUUUCAGCGGCCUCGAAAAAAGGUCGACAAACCUAUCAACGAUAUCAAACAUCAGUUCUCGAAGCUAAAUUCCAACAAUCUUCCUAUGUUUCAAAAAAGCAGCGAGAAGAGCUUCGCAUUCAAACACAAUUAACAGAUCGUCAAAUCAAAAUAUGGUUUCAAAAUAGGAGAAUGAAAGCGAAAAAAGAGAAGCAGAGAGUGGAUGAACAUGGAGAGCAUACGCCUUUGUUACCAGCAAAUCCGCCAAAAGGUUUGGAGCACGAUGAAGAGGCGAAGAAAUGGCAAAUGGCGGCGGCUGCGGCACAUUGGCCAACACCACAUCAUCCAUAUCAAUAUCCAUUGUAA
This is a messenger RNA of Caenorhabditis angaria, 867 nucleotides long. The record is from the annotation of a GenBank genome assembly. Lineage: Eukaryota; Metazoa; Nematoda; Chromadorea; Rhabditida; Rhabditidae.